This is a messenger RNA of Lagopus muta (rock ptarmigan), 2656 nucleotides long. It is a transcript of the gene TELO2, whose product is annotated as telomere maintenance 2. Bases 2 to 2464 code for a protein of 820 amino acids. The transcript is spliced from 21 exons. Gene Ontology annotation, molecular function: Hsp90 protein binding; telomeric repeat DNA binding. Gene Ontology annotation, biological process: protein stabilization; telomere maintenance via telomerase. The record is from RefSeq and is a predicted model, not a curated record. NCBI's taxonomy places the organism in Eukaryota, Metazoa, Chordata, Aves, Galliformes, Phasianidae. Gene Ontology annotation, cellular component: cytosol.
CAUGGCGGCCGGAAGCGGUACGAUCUCCAUCAUGGCGGCGGCCUUGGAGAGCGCUCUGCAGGCGGCCGGGCCCGGGCUCCGUCCUGAGGCAGAGGCGGUGGGCGCCGUGCGGGCGGCCCUGGCUGCGGCGGGGGAUCCAGCGGCACUCGGCGAGCGAGAGCGGGCGCGCCUCGGCGCCUUCUUGCGCAACCUGGCGGCGGGGCCGGAGGAGCCGGCCGGCCCGUGGCGGAGCCUCUUCCUGGAGGGCCCGCCCGAUCUCGCCUUCAGCGCGCUGACCGACAGCCUGGCGGCCCCGCGCUCCGACUGGCGGCUGGCGGCGGUGCCCGAGGUGCUGGAGAUGUUCCUGCGGCAGGGCCGCCUGUCCGCGCUCAUCUGGGAGCAGUGCCAGCAGCAUUCCCGACCCGGCUCGGCCGAACGGCAGGACGCGCUGCUGGGCAGGAUCGUGUGUCUGCCCGACCUCGUCGGCAACAGCCUCCUGGGCCGGAGCCCCGCCGUGUUCUUCCCGCAGCAUUACUUCCCUCUGCUGGGCGGCGCGGUUCUCCAGGUGCUGCACAACGUCUCUGCUUCGCUCAGAGGUGGCUUGGAUUGCUCAGUCUCUUUCGUUUCACAUAUUCUGGGAAAGGUCUGUGUUCAUGGGAGACAAAAGGAAAUUCUGAGUGUUUUGAUGCCCCACCUCACGGAUCUCACCAAGUCUGACUGCAUCUGGCGAAGAAUUUGCUGGCGGUUGGUUGAGUGUGUGCCAGACCGCUGGAUGGAGGCAGUGGUCCUUGGUUUUGUUCAGAGAGCGCCGGGGGCAGAUGUCUUGUCUAGAUUGCUGGGGAAUCUGGUUGUGAAAAAUAAGAAAGCUCAGUUUGUCGUGACACAGAAGAUGCUGCUGUUGCAGUAUGGCUGCACGACUGCAGUGCUGCAGAAUCUUCUUGGCUAUCUGUCCCUGGAGAGCCUUCGUCGUGCCUUACUGAUCAAGGUGCUGCGAGAGCUGUUGGAGACCUGGGGCAGCAGCAGUGCAGUGAAACACUCUCCAGUGGAGCAGCAGCAGUACAUUAGUAAGGCCAUUCUUAUCUGCCUUUCUCACCUGAAGGAACCCGAAAUAGAGAGCUGCAGGCAAGAACUUCUCACGAGCAUGAUGGAGGGUGUGAAGUGCCACCUGGACAGCAGCCUGCCUCAGAUACGGCGCCUGGGGAUGAUAGUGGCCGAGAGCAUCAGUUCAAAGAUUAACACGGAUGGGCCCGUCCUGCAGUUUCAGUAUGAAGAAGAUGAUGAAGCAAGAGAGCUGAAGUCCCUUCUGGUACAAGCUGCACCACUCAGUGUCCUCCCAGGUCUUCCAGACAAUGACAGGAAUGAGAAUGCAGAUGCUGCACUGCCACCAGUAUUGGAAAGUAAUGGGAAAUCACCUACAGCAGCGACUCAUGUGAUGCCAGAUGAGGAGUCAGAUGCUGAGCUUGACAGUGAUGAUGACCUGACGCCUUACGACAUGUCAGAGGAUAAAGAACUGAAGAAGACAAAGGCUCCAGUGUAUAUUCGAGACUGUAUUGAAGUCCUGACAGGUUCUGAAGAUCUGGACAAGUGGGAAGAAGCUGUCAAGGCUCUUGAGAGCUUGGUUCGGAAGAAUCCAGCGGCAGCAAGAGAGGUUAGCGUGGAGCUGGCAAAAAUACUGUUGCAUCUGGAGGAGAAGACCUGCCUGGAAGGCUUUGCAGAGCUCCGUCAGAAGGCACAAGUAGCUGUUUUAACCACUGAUCCAAUACCUGUAGCACAGUACUUGACCUCCCAGUUCUACUCUCUGAACUACAGCCUUCGUCAGCGCAUGGAUAUUCUCGAUGUGCUGGUUUUAGCAGCUCAGGAACUGUCCUGUGCCAAAGGCCACGGGAAGACCAAACAUUCUGGUGCCCAAAACCCUCGUAUCCAGCUCCUUCCUGAGAGUGGCAGCUCCAAGGACUGGAGAAGAAUUGUUGAUGAGAGAAUCAAAAGCAAGACGAGGAGGUUUGCUAAGGGGCAGUCUCAAGUGGAACAGCCUUCGCAUCCAAAUGAGUUCAAUUCUCUUGCUGGACACUUCUUUUUUCCGUUGAUCCAGAACUUUGACAGACCUUUGUCAACGUUUGAUCUCCUGGGGGAAGAUCACUUUGUCCUUGGAAGACUGGUCCACACUUUAGCAGUCCUGAUGUACCUGGCUGUCAACACCAUGGCAGUUACUGCAAUGGGAAAGGCACUGCUGGAGUUUGUUUGGGCUCUGCGUUUCCACACUGACUCGUACGUGCGGCAGGGGCUGCUGUCCUGUGUCUCCUCCAUACUCCUCAGUGUCCCUGCAGAGCAUCUUCUGCAAGAUGUGACAGAGGAACUUCUGGAGGCUCGGUCCUGGCUGGAAGAUGUGGUAGAGAAAGAUCCGGAUGGGGACUGCAGGAGGUUGGCCUUGCAGAACUUGCUACUAAUGGAGAACAUGAAGAAGAAACUGGAAACUGCCCCGUCCUAGCUGAAGGGUACUGGUAAGCCUAGAGGAAAGCACAGAAAUCACUGUUAGAGGGAGGAGGGUGCGCUGCUUCUACAGCUCCCAGCAAAAAGGUGAAAAGCAUCCAUCCUCAGAGCCUGGCUGAGGAGCUCUUCAGUUGACAAAAUGUGCUGGUGUACAAGUUUGGGCUCUUCAGCGUGUGAGAGCUGAAAAUUA